AUGGCGCUGCUCUACAUCUUGUUGACCAUCUCGGCUCUGAUUUUCCUCUACUUCAAGGCGAAUCCAUUCAAGAAGAAGCGAACGAAGCAACUCAGCACAACGCAGGCCGAUGCCUCGCAGGUUCCAGAGGCGACGCGCCAGGCCGUCUGGGAUCUGUUCAAGCGCAGCUUCGUCAACGAGUUCAAGGGGUUCAAAGAUUUCGACGAUUACCUUCUCACUCGCUCUCUGCUGCUCUUCCAUGACACCACCCGAGAGAAACAGCUGCAAGGAUUCAUCAUCUUCCACAUCGUCGAUCGCGUAGUGGACGGUCGCGAGCUGACCGUUGUCGUGGGCGACUUCUUCACCGUGACGGCCGACUACCGACGCCAAAGCACGCCCAUCUACGCGCUACUCAGGUUGUGCAUCGCCACCAAGCUCAAAAAUCCGAGCCGAGAGAUGUACUACUUCUUCAUCACCUACUCGUUCAAGUCGUACCUCAGCUUCAGUCGAUCGAUGGGCGAGUUCUACCCGUGUCGCGUGCGGCCUACGCCCCCCUUCGAGCAGCGCGUGCUCGAUCUGUUGGGCACCGAGAGCGCGGGCGACUGGGGCACCUACAACCCGCGUACGUGCGUCAUCGAGAGCCUGGCCGUCAAGCAGGGCAGCAGCACCGGCGGCGUCGAGGAGGGCCACCUGUCAGAUCUUGCGCGCUCGAGGCCUCGAGAUCUGAGCACGACGUGGAUGUGGUUCGCCCAGCAGAACCCCAACUUCGCCAAGGGCGACUGCCUGUGCGUGCUCUGCAGCAUCGACCUCAAGAACAUGCUGCACGGCGCCAAGAACUCCCUGUUCCGCGCCCUCGGCCUCGGCUCCAAGCGCAUGACCCAGCCCAACAAGCCGCUUUCGUUUGGCAUGGCCGAGACAAGAGCCGACGAAGUGCAGAGGAAGGAGCCCGAAUCGUUCAUGAUCUCGGUCAAGGACGAGGAGCUGGACGACCUGACGGAAAGGCUCGAGAAAGCACGUUGGCCCGACCAGUUGGAGCUGGCUCCCGACGCCAAGUGGUCCUACGGCACAGACGUUGACUAUAUGAAGCAACUUACCAAGUACUGGGCCAACGACUACCUCGACAACUGGAAGAUGCACGAGAAGCGACUGAAUCAAUUCCCUCACUACAAGAUCGAGCUGGAGGAUCGCCAGGUGCACUUCAUCCACGUCAAAUCCACCAAAGAGGACGCCAUCCCCAUAAUCUUGCUGCACGGAUGGCCGGGUUCCUUCUACGAGUUCCACAAGAUCAUCGGACCGCUCACACGUCCGGAGAAGCACGGCGGCAAGUCCGACUACGCCUUCCACGUUGUCGUCCCCUCGCUGCCGGGCUACGGGUGGUCGGAAGCGCCGCUGACUCCGGGCUACGAUGUGCAAAAGGUGGCCAAUCUGAUGGUGAGCCUGAUGGAGACCCUCGGCUACAAGCAGUACGUGGCCCAAGGCGGCGACUGGGGCCACCUCGUGGCGGCGCACAUGGCCAUCAUAGACGCCCAGCGGUGCCUCGCCAUUCAUCUCAACAUGGUGGCUGUCGAGCCUCGAAGUCCCAUCGUCAAGGCCAAGGUCGCGUUUGACGUGAUCUUCCAAAGGUGGCGAUUGACGGCAAAGGAGAGGGAGUGGUUGAGCGGUGUUGAUAAGUUCCUGGAGGAGGAGACCGGCUACAUUGACAUCCAAGCCACCAAGCCACAGACGAUCGGCUACGCCCUGCACGACUCGCCAACUGGUCUGGCGGCAUGGAUCAUCGAGAAGUUCAGGUCGUGGAGCGACUGCAACGGCGAUGUUGCGACUCGAUUUAGCAAGGACGACCUCCUGACCAAUGUGAUGAUCUACUGGCUCACCGGCACAGUCACUUCGGCAGCGCGCCUCUACUACGAAUCAAAGAAAAGCGGCAAUUUUGCGUCGCCGCCCAUUCAAGUGCCGGUGCCAGCGGCGAUCGCGGUGUACCCGAAGGAGAUUCUGCGGCCGCCACGACGGUGGGUGGAGUACUUCUACACGGUGAAGCGGUGGACGGAGAUGCCCGCCGGCGGCCACUUCCCGGCCCUCGAGGAGCCCGACAGCCUCGUCGCCGACAUCCGCGCCUUUUUCUGCGACGACCUUCGCCUUCACGAUGUCUUCACCGCCUCUUGA
Acanthamoeba castellanii str. Neff is the source of this 2139-nucleotide messenger RNA. Its product is annotated as epocide hydrolase domain containing protein. The record is from RefSeq and is a predicted model, not a curated record. NCBI's taxonomy places the organism in Eukaryota, Discosea, Longamoebia, Acanthamoebidae. Gene Ontology annotation, molecular function: epoxide hydrolase activity. The transcript is spliced from 13 exons. Gene Ontology annotation, biological process: epoxide metabolic process. The coding region runs from base 1 to 2139 and encodes 712 amino acids.